Molecule: messenger RNA, 3387 nt
Organism: Harpegnathos saltator (Jerdon's jumping ant)
Lineage: Eukaryota; Metazoa; Arthropoda; Insecta; Hymenoptera; Formicidae
Gene: VAChT
Product: Vesicular acetylcholine transporter
Exons: 2
Coding region: 369-2138 (589 amino acids)
Biological process (GO): xenobiotic transport; transmembrane transport; chemical synaptic transmission
Cellular component (GO): terminal bouton; membrane; AP-2 adaptor complex
Molecular function (GO): acetylcholine transmembrane transporter activity; xenobiotic transmembrane transporter activity
Source: RefSeq, a predicted model, not a curated record
AAGGUGGAGGGCCCGGGGACGCGAGGAACCAAGGAGUCGGUCAACGACUCGAAGGACGAAGACGGAUCGGACGUCGCUUCGACUCUGAGCGGCCUGCUAGCCGGUCUUCCGACCUUGGCGGGCCCCCAACGCCUCGCCAAUUCUCUCAGGCAAAAGUUUGCCAGUAACUCGGGUUACCCCCGGCCCGGCCUGAUGCGCGCCGCCCCAAUCGCGACGAUCGCGCUUGGUCACGCUCGCUUGCCGAGGUCGCAACGAGGUGACCGCGGUUAGUUGCUCCCUCUAGACAAACAGGGAAACCGGGAAGCGACCGGGAGCGAGAUCGGUCUCGCGAGCGAGACUAGAGCAGCUAGCUAGAGUCUCGAGCCGCCAUGACGACGAUACCGAUACUCAACAUGGAGUUCGGCGAGCUCAAAGAGAUCGUCUGGACGAAGCUUCAGGAGCCAAAGGCGCAGCGCAAGCUGAUCCUGGUGAUCGUGUCGGUGGCGCUGUUGCUGGACAAUAUGCUGUACAUGGUGAUCGUACCGAUCAUACCCGACUAUCUGCAGUACGUCGGUGCGUUCGGGCCCGUAGAGGAGAACACGGAGAACACAACCGGACCGCCCGCUCAUCAUGGCCAGGAUUCCGCCACAGGGGUGCUGUUCGCGUCGAAGGCGAUCGUGCAGCUAAUGGUGAACCCGUUUUCCGGUGCGCUCAUCGACAAGAUCGGCUACGACAUCCCCAUGAUGAUCGGGCUGUGCAUAAUGUUCCUGUCGACCAGCGUGUUCGCGUGCGGCAAGAGCUACGGCGUGCUCUUCUUCGCCAGGAGCCUCCAAGGCGUCGGCUCCGCGUUCGCCGACACCGCCGGCCUCGCCAUGAUCGCCGAUCGCUUCACAGAGGAAGCGGAACGCUCCAAGGCUCUCGGCAUCGCGCUGGCCUUCAUCAGUUUCGGCUGCCUGGUGGCACCGCCGUUCGGCGGCGCUCUCUACCAGUUCGCCGGCAAGGAGGUGCCGUUCCUCAUACUGGCGUUCGUCAGCCUGGCCGACGGUUUCAUGCUGCUGCUGGUGAUGAAGCCGAUAAAGGAGCAGCUGCGCGACAGGAACAGGGAGGAAAAGUCGACGAUACCGAUCUGGCGGCUGCUCAUGGACCCGUACAUCGCCGUGUGCGCGGGCGCCCUGAUGAUGUCGAACGUCGCGCUGGCUUUCCUCGAGCCGACCAUCUCGCUGUGGAUGGAGGACACGAUGACGCACGACAACUGGAAGAUCGGUAUGGUCUGGCUGCCGGCCUUCUUCCCGCACGUGAUGGGCGUGAUGAUCACGGUGAAGAUGGCCAAGCAGUACCCGCAGUACCAGUGGCUGAUGGCGGCCUGUGGCCUCGCGCUCGAGGGCUUCUGCUGUUUCAUCGUACCCUUCUGCAGCACGUACAAGAUGCUGAUGAUCCCGGUGUGCGGCAUCUGCUUCGGCAUCGCGCUCAUCGACACCGCCCUGCUGCCGACCCUCGGCUACCUGGUGGACGUGAGAUACGUGUCGGUCUACGGUAGCAUCUAUGCGAUCGCCGAUAUAUCGUAUAGCUUGGCAUACGCGGUAGGCCCGAUCAUAGCCGGUGGCGUCGUCGAGGCGAUCGGCUUCACCGCCCUCAACGUCGGCAUCGCAUUUUCCAACUUGCUCUACGCCCCGGUGCUUUACUAUCUCAGGCAUAUCUACGACUUCAAGCCGUUCCAGGACGAGGCGAACGUACUGAUGCAGGAUCCGCCCGACAAGGAGUACCAGACGUACGUUCUUCAGGAGCAGCGGCCGAUCACCGGCGAAAUUGGCAACCAUUUGAAUCAGACACGCAUGGAGACUAAUGUCGACCAAAGCUAUGUCGAUCGAAACUACCAAGCGACGCAACCCAACUACGAUCAAGCUGCUGGCUACGGGAUGCAGAGUGCGAACACGAUCGGCUACAAUCAGGUCGCUCACGAGCAACCGCCGCUCUACAAUCAGGCUACGGCCGGUUACGGCCAACACGGCGAAUACGGCCAGCAGAGGAAUUAUGCGCUGGAGCAGCAGGAGCAGCAGAGGGGCGGCGCGCAGGUGGACGUGAACCCCUUCAGAAGACCGGCCGAUGCGGAUCAACGGCCAACUGGGGACAGUAACCCUUUCAGACAAGGAAUGUAUUAAAUUCCGCGACGACCGCCGCGAUGUCUCGUGCCGUCGAUUCAUCGAUAAUAGAGCGGCCGACCUUUGACCUCGAGAGUGACAGUGUUUGAAAGAAUGGAAGAGAGAGAGAGAGGGGGGGAGAGAGAGAGAGAGAGAGAGAGAGAGAGAGAGAGAGAGAGAGAGAGAGAGAGAGAGAGAGAGAGAGAGAGAGAGAGUCUUUGAGACAGGCUUCCACUUAUCGGCGGAGAAGCAAGCGCGCUCGCUGAAUCUCGAUCGUACUCCGAGUAUCGUCAACCUUGGUCGGGAAUGAGAGGCAACGACUUCCAAAUAGUCAUUCUGCCAGCAGUGAAUCCUGACGGUCCUGGAAUCUUGAGAUUCGAGCUUCUACUUGAGAUUUCGCUAGCUGCACGAAUCGCGAUGCGAGAAGAAAUAAGGAGAGACAAGGCGAGCGCUGAACUGCGACUUGGCGCAUCGUCAUUUACGGCAAAAUAUGUGACACUGAAACUACAAGACUGAAGUGGAAGUAAUAACAUGCGUUGGUACGAUAAGCUCGUAAAAAAAGAGAGAGAGAGAGAGAGAGAGAGAGACCCUUUUCGUCGCAAAGAAAAAUAAUGGAAAGUGAAUAAUAGUCGCAACGCAACAUCGAAAUAAAUUUAGAGUGAGAGGAAACGAACGUGUGUCGCUAUUGCGAAGAAAGAGAAGGGAUUUGCGUCUUUUGUCGUGAAAUAUGCACGAUUUAGGACGCAAGUUGUAGUUGCGUAAGAAAAUCGGAAGAGAAAGAGCGAGGAUUCGCAACCGCGACAAAAGCUUUCCGUCAGCGAAGAUGUUCGCUCGCUCGUUGCUGAGCAAGUUGUUUUGAGUUUUUACGGCUUUUCUUGAAAAUCGUUCUAUCGCUGGACGGAAAUAUCAUAUCGUUAAUUAAGGCGUCAGAAAUUUAGGAAAUAAGGUUUUAAGUUAAGUAGGUAAAUGUAUAGAGAGUUGCGACAAAGAUAGACAAAACUCGACGUUUAAAGUUCGCUCUACAAUGGCAAAGUAUUCGUCUCAAUUCCGAUUUUUGGACGAGUCUUGUGUUACUCCUGUUAUGCUAAUUAUUGAAAAAUAUCAUCGAGAGAUACUACUUGAAAGAUAAAAUUUGGAUUCACUAAGCAUGUUUUUGGUUAACGAAAUCUACAAUGUUCGUUACACAUACGCAUACACACACAUGUAUGUGUAUGUAAAUUCCUUGUCAUGAUUAAUUGUUAUGGACGUUAAUAAAGCUAAAUAAAACCUC